AUGGUUCAAACACGACCAUCUGUUAUCUUAUCAGAAUUCUCAAAAUUCAUCAAUAAAGACUAUCCAUUUGAUGAUGAUACGUUCUCAAACUUCAAUGACAUUCAAGAAUACUGGAAGUUUAUGACAGGAGCAACAAAAGAAUUAAGCUUCUCCGAAAGUGUUGAAAUCCCUUCUGAAGAAAUAGACAUAAUCAUUGAUGAAAGUGAAGAGAUAACCAUCAUGAAUAAUAGUAACGAAUAUGAAGACUUUAUGGCUGAAAAUACAAAAACUCUUGCGUUCGAAAGUCAGACGCCUGAUGAUUUGUUAAUGUAUCAUCCUGCAGAUAAUCCUGCGGAAAAGUGA
Molecule: messenger RNA, 342 nt
Organism: Acaulospora morrowiae
Lineage: Eukaryota; Fungi; Glomeromycota; Glomeromycetes; Diversisporales; Acaulosporaceae
Source: the annotation of a GenBank genome assembly